Lutzomyia longipalpis is the source of this 870-nucleotide messenger RNA. RefSeq lists its product as uncharacterized. NCBI's taxonomy places the organism in Eukaryota, Metazoa, Arthropoda, Insecta, Diptera, Psychodidae. The transcript is spliced from 3 exons. The record is from RefSeq and is a predicted model, not a curated record. Bases 1 to 870 code for a protein of 289 amino acids.
AUGACACGUUCGGUGCGACUCACGGGCAUUAAUAUGAUUAUGAGAGAGUCUACAGACGUUGGUCCAUGCGGAAGCAAGCCCAUGCAGAAGGAGAAAAAAUGUGAAAAUCCCUUUGAGAAGGAGAGAUUGAACCAUCUGCGAAAAGCCACAGAUUGCACUUAUUUGCGCCAAAUAGCUCAAGAUGUUGACUUCAUGGAGAAUCUCUUGAACGACAGAAGGCUGAAAACUGAUAGAACGCUCCCUGAUGAGACAAAUAAGACAAAUAAAAAACUUCGUGCUCUUUUUGAGGAUACCCUCUCAAAGUGUUCAUGGUGGAAGAAGCAAAUGCACCAGAGGACACCACUCUAUGCUCGUCAUAAGAUGAGAUUUCUCACAAAAAGUGCAAAAAGUAGAGCAAUUGUUGCGUACAGGAUGCAAAAGCGUGUGAUGAAUCGCGUAAAGGCACGCCGAAUACUCAACAAUGUAACUAAGCUUUCGGUUGGGAGUACUAAAAAGCUUCUUGGGUACAUUGAGACCACCGUCUAUCCAUUCCAUUCAACAAUUCAAGAAAAUUUAUUUCCCAAUCUGAAGGAAUUCAUCGAAAUGAUUUAUGAGACUGUUGGCGUUGUACUCAUCAGGGAAAUGAGUGAGGUGAAAACAACAGAUGUACCUAACUUCCUCAAACUACCAACCAAGAAGUCUAAGGAAACCACAGAUAAGAGGAAGAUCAUCAAGUUGCAGAAUCGUCUUCGUUUUGCACGAUAUCCCCUCGAGAAGGCCUACCUUGCCCACAAACUCUUCAACAUGAUCACCCCGAGGCUGCCUGAGCUACGUGUGGAAGCUGAAGCAGCCAUUAAGGAGUUGAGAAAUGCCGCAAAGACAAGUUCGUAA